CCUCCAUAAAAAGUUUGAUAAUAGCCGCUCAGCAAACUCAAGAAAACCAAAACCAGAGGUCCAACAAAACCGGCAAAAUAUACAAAAAUGAAACACACCAUCGUCCUCUACCCAUAUCCAGGAAUAGGUCACAUAUUCUCCAUGGUUGAGCUUGGCAAGCUUAUCCUCCACCACUACAACAACCAUUUCUCCAUCGCUAUCCUUCUUAUAACUUCUGAUUUAUGGGACAACCCAACCCUUAUCUCUUACAUAAAAGACAUCUCUAAAACCCACUCUUCCAUCUCCUUCCGCCGUUUCCCUCCGUCCUCCGUUGACACCACUGCCCCUCGUAGCCGUCUUGCCAUGAACUUUGAGUGUGUACUAAUCAACAGGCCUUAUGUUCUUGAUUCUCUUCAAGAAAUAUCAAAAGAAACCAAGAUUUGUGCAUUUAUUAUUGAUCUUUUUUGUGCUUCUGCUCUUUCUAUAGGGAAAGAUCUGAAAAUCCCCACUUACUACUAUUUUACUUCUGGAGCUGGUUGUCUUGCUGCUUACUUAUAUUUUCCAAGAAUCCAUGAGGAGCACACCCAGAGCUUCAAAGAUUUGGUAGAUACUGUUCUUCAAAUCCCAGGUAUAUCACCUCUAAAAGCUAUUCACAUGUCAGAACCAAUGCUUGACAGAAACGACUCUAUCUAUAAUGACAUGGUAUACUUCUGUUCACAUCUUGCAAAAUCUGAUGGCAUUUUAGUGAAUACAUUUAAUGUUUUAGAUCCAAAAGCAAUCAAAGCAAUUGAAAAUGGGGCAUGUGUUUUCGAUGCACCAACUCCACCAAUUUAUUGUAUUGGCCCUUUGAUUUCUAAGGGCAGUGGUAAUAAUAGAGAAGAAGAAUGCUUCUCUUGGCUUGAUAAGCAACCAAAAAAAAGUGUAGUGUUUCUUUGUUUUGGAAGUGUUGGAUCUUUUUGUGUACAACAAAUGAAAGAAAUUGCAAAUGGGUUGGAGACAAGUGGUAAAAGAUUUUUAUGGGUAGUUAAAAAUCCAAUAAAUGAUGCAAAAAAGAAGAGAAUUGAGACCAAACAAGAUUUUGAUUUGGACUCUGUUCUGCCUCAAGGAUUCUUGAAUAGAAUUAAAGAUAGAGGCUUGGUAGUGAAAUCUUGGGUACCGCAAGUGGAGGUACUGAGUCAUGAAUCAGUUGGUGGGUUUGUUACUCAUUGUGGGUGGAACUCGGUGCUUGAAUCGGUGGUUGCUGGUGUGCCGAUGGUGGCUUGGCCGCUUUAUGCAGAGCAACAUUUGAAUAGGAAUAUAUUGGUGGAGGAUAUGAAGAUGGCUAUUGCAGUGGAGCAGAGAGAUGAAGAUGGGUUUGUUAGAGCGGAUGAGUUGGCGAGACGAGUUCUUGAGUUAAUGGACUCGGAGAAAGGGGAAGAAUUGAGAGAAAUGAGCUUGAAAAUGAAAGAGAAGAGUUUGAGUGUUUGGACAGAGUGUGGCUCUUCAGUUAGAACUCUUACUAAGUUGAUUGAUCUAUGGAAGCAAAGUUGACCUAUAAGUUUCUGUGUCUCGAUUUCUUAUAUAAUUACUUUAUAAAAAGAGUGAUUUAUGUUUAUUUUUAUUGCAAAA
This is a messenger RNA of Jatropha curcas, 1587 nucleotides long. RefSeq names its product UDP-glycosyltransferase 88F3. The record is from RefSeq and is a predicted model, not a curated record. Gene Ontology annotation, molecular function: UDP-glucosyltransferase activity. NCBI's taxonomy places the organism in Eukaryota, Viridiplantae, Streptophyta, Magnoliopsida, Malpighiales, Euphorbiaceae.